Molecule: messenger RNA, 2487 nt
Organism: Sphaerodactylus townsendi
Lineage: Eukaryota; Metazoa; Chordata; Lepidosauria; Squamata; Sphaerodactylidae
Product: E3 ubiquitin-protein ligase TRIM7-like
Exons: 8
Coding region: 33-1664 (543 amino acids)
Molecular function (GO): zinc ion binding; protein binding
Source: RefSeq, a predicted model, not a curated record
AAACAGAGAGUUUCACUUUCGCCGCGGAAGCCAUGGCUGCAGGGAGCGCAGUCAAAGACCUGUGCGAAGAAGCCACCUGCUCCAUCUGCCUGGACUUCUUCAGGGACCCGGUGAUCCUCACAGAGUGCGGCCACAAUUUCUGCCGAGCCUGCCUGACCCAAAGCUGGGGGGACUUGCAGGGGGCGGCAGAGGCUUCCUGCCCCCAGUGCAGAGGAAGAGCGCAAGGAGGGACCCUCCGGCCGAACCUGCAGCUGGCAAACGUUGUGGAAAUUGCCAAAAGAUUGUCGCUUCAGGAGGGAAAAGAGGCAGGUGUGAAGGGGGGAGAAGAAAAGGGGGGGAUCUGCGAGAAGCACCAGGAGCCCCUGAGGUUUUUCUGCAAGGAGGACGAAGCCCCCGUCUGCCUGGUCUGCGGGAUAUCCAAGGAGCACAAAGAUCACGAGGUGAUUCCUCUGGAGGAGGCUUUCCAGGAAAAUCGAGCAGUUGUGGCUGCUAGAAAAGGGAAAGUUUGCCAGAAGCACCAGGAACCGCUAAAGCUCUUCUGCAAGGAUGACGAAGCCCUCAUCUGUGUGGUCUGCGACCGAUCCAAGGAGCACAGAGAUCACGAGACCCUUCCUCUUGAGGAGGCCUCCCAAGAGUACAAGGAUCGAUUCUGUGAUUGUCUGGAGAAGCUGAAGGAGGAGAGAGAAAAAAUUCUGGCAUGUAAAGCGGACGUAGUGAAGGAAAGCCAAGACCAGCUCAAGCAAACCACAGAACAGAAACAAGAGACAGUAGCCAAGUUCAGGGAACUGCACACUUUUCUGGAGGAGCAAGAGAAACUUCUGCUGGCCCAGAUGGAAGAGGUGGAGAAGGAGGUGGCAAAAAACCGGGAUCAGCGUCUGGUUGAGUUAUCUGAGGCGCUCUUCUCUCUGGACACUCUCAUCCAGGAGAUGGAGGAGAAGUGUCAGCAGCCGCCCACUGAACUCUUGCAGGAUGCCAGAAGCACCUUGCUAAGGUAUGAAGAAAAUGAGGUGUUUGAGAAUCCAGCAGCUUUUCCUCAUUCACUGAAGUGGCGCAUUUGGCACUGCUCGGAUACAAAUCUCUUUUUGAAGGGCAUCAAAAAGCAACUCAAAGACACUCUGGAUUCUGGACUUCACCUGCAGAAAGCAAAUGUGACUCUGGAUCCAGACACGGCCCAUCCCAUACUCAUCCUGUCUGAGGAUCGGAAAAGCGUGAGGAAUGGAGGAAAAGCUCAAAUUCUGCCCAAAAAUCCUGAGAGAUUCAACAAUUACUUUGUUGUGUUGGGCAGUGAGGGAUUCACAGGAGGCCGCCAUUUCUGGGAUGUCCUUGUGGGAGGUGAGGGAGAAUGGUGGGUGGGCAUGGCCAGAAAAUCUGUGAGGAGGAAGGGAUGUAUUACGCUCAAUCCUGAGGGGGGGAUCUGGGCUGUGGGGAAGUGCAGAGAAGGGGGUUACUGGGCUGCCAGAAAAGGCUCUGAUAUUCCCCUUUCCCUGAGUGAGGAGCCCAACAGGAUCCGAGUCUGUCUGAACUAUGAUGGGGGUCGAGUGGCCUUUAUUGACGCUGACCGAGGAACCGUCAUCUAUGAGUACUCUGGAGACUCCUUCUCUGGAGAGAUUUUCCUGCCCUACUUUCGAGUGUUUGAAAAAGGCCACCUCAAACUCUUUUCUUAAGGCCUUCUGUUCACACCAGGAGCCUCAAUUAAAAAAUAUUGGUUCUCAGAAGCUCCCCCAUUUAGUCCUGUAAAGGCCUCUCCAGGCUCCCAGCCACCAAAACUGACUGGAAUAAAAUGGAGACACCCUCCCCCCCCCCCCCAAAAUUCCCCAACAGGGAUUUUGGGUGCAGAGCUGGGGUGGGUAGAGUUUAGGGAGGGAAGGGACUUGAGGGGGGCCGAGCACCACAGAGUCCACUCUUUGACGCAGGGGAUCUGAUUGGCCAUUGGGAGAUCAACUGUAAUUCUGGCAGAUCUCCAGGCCUCACGUGGUCCCUGGCAACCCAGUGUAAAGCUGAGUUGGGUUUUGAACCUCAUCAAUGCAAGGCUAACAUCCUGUGCUCUGAAAUUCACUGGCUUUCAGUUUUUAUAUUACUGAUAUGUUAUGUACAUUCCAGAAAAAUCUGCUAAUAAAGGGGACCCCUGAGAGUUGCAGGGAGGAAUCCUAUUUCCUGACUUGUCAUGCUGGCCAAUGAACAGCCACUUGUCAAUCUAAUGUGCCCCCCCAUUUCCUCCUGCCGGAUUCAUGCCGUGUGGGGAGGGGGAAAUGGUGGGUUUCUCCUUUUCCCCAACAGGUGCAGGGAAGGAGCUGGAGAUGCACAUAAAGAUUCCCAUAACUUUGAUUGUUGGCUGGGGGCCGUCACACUCGCAAUGCUUAAUAGUAGUUUGAACACUUGAGUUCCACAUUCAGUCAAAAGACUGACAGCAAUAUCUGAUGUACCAACAGAAAACGCAAUAAUCCAUUUUGUAAACUGUAGUCAAAAUCAUAAAUAAAUAAUAAUAAU